Molecule: messenger RNA, 9465 nt
Organism: Diabrotica virgifera virgifera (western corn rootworm)
Lineage: Eukaryota; Metazoa; Arthropoda; Insecta; Coleoptera; Chrysomelidae
Exons: 2
Coding region: 8124-9344 (406 amino acids)
Source: RefSeq, a predicted model, not a curated record
GAUUGAUUGCUUUUUCCAUGCUCAUCUCAUCUUCUUCUAAUAGUCUCUGUCUCAUCGUUUCAUCUGCUACCCCACAAGUUAUGCAAGUCUUAAUCAGACUGUCCUCCAAAUUCUCUAGCUCACAAUUUUUUGCCUUGUUUAUAAUAUCUGUUAUAAAUUUGUCUACUGACUCACCUUCUUGUUUUCUGGUGAACAGGCAAUACCUUGCAUUUGACACGUUGCUUUUUGGCUUGAAAUGUGCUUCAAAUUUUUUUAUUAACAGUUCUAACUUGUCUUUUUCUUCUGUUGAGAACUUAAACGUGUUAUAUAUUUUGAACCCUUCGUCCCCUAUUAACUGUAAUAGCUGUGCACACUGGGUUAUUUCAGGUUUCUUUGUUAAUUCUGUAGCUUGUAAGUAGUUUUUGAAUCUUUGUAUGAAGAAUUUCCAAUUUUCAUACACGUUACCCAACAUCUGCAUGGAAUUUAUUGCUGCCUUGAAUUCCAUUAUGCUUCUUAUAUACGUUUUUCUUCGGUUUGGUUACGGUUUCGGCACCAUGUAAUUUUAUAAUGUAACACGUGGUAGGGUUCCUAGGUUAACUUUGGAGGAUAGGUUAUAAUGAAACAACUUGUAUCUAUCGUGUCUAGAUUCAGAAUGGUUUUAUUUCCGCUUCACUGUCCUUGUCACUGUCACGUCACUCUUACAAUAUUACCAACUUGAGUGCGUUCCGAAUACUACCUAUUUGCAUACAUCACACAUACCAGGGUGCGUUGAAUAUCAUCCUCAAUAUUUUUGAUUGGACUCUUUGUAUUAUCUUGAUAUUUGAUGGCUUUGAGCAACCCCAGAGUUGAACACCAUAGGUCCAGAUUGGUUUUAUUAUAGUUUUAUACAGGAGCAGUUUAUUUUCAAUAUUGAGUUUUGAUUUUCGACCAAUAAGCCAGCUCAUUUGUCGUAUUAUUAUGUUGAUCUGGGUUUUCUUGGCUUGAAUGUGCGGCUUCCAUCUUAAUCUUUUGUCAAGGGUUAGUCCCAAAUAUUUGACUCGUGUGCUGACUGGUAAUUGUGUAUCAGUUAGUGUUAUUGUUGGACAUACAUUUCUUCGGUUUGUAAAUGUAACUUCGUUUCAUUUACUUUCACCUUCCAUUUGUUGAGCCAUGUUCCCAAUUGGUCAAAGUGAUUUUGCAGUUGUGCAGACGCGAUAGAGGGGUCCUCAUUGACAGCGAUUAUGGUGGUGUCAUUAGCGAAUGUUGAGAUUUGGGUUGUUUCAGUGGUUGGGAUAUCUGCGGUAAAUAAUAGGUAAAGGAGUUUUGAGGACACUACCCUGUGGUACGCCUGAUUUAAUGCGAAAAUAUGUGGAAGUUGCUGUGUUAUAUUUUACUUGGAAGUAACGAUCUUCAAUGUAGGAUUUCAUGAUUAGGUAGUAGGGGGUUGGAAGAAUACUUUUGAGUUUGUAUAAAAGUCCAGUAUGCCGUACUCUAUCAAAUGCCUUUUGUACAUCUAAAAAUGCUGUGCACUAUUCUUUUUCCUCAAUAGCAGUAAGGAUUUUCGUUAUAAUUCUGAGUCUGUUGUGUUGUGGAGUGUCUCUCUUUAAAACCAAACUGGUGUGGGUAUUUCUACAUCUAGGUUAAUGUCAUUCUUCAGUCUAUCGAGUAGUAGUCUUUCGAAGAUCUUAGACAUUGUCGGCAACAAGCUGAUUGGUCGAUAGAAUGAUGUUUUAUUUGGAGGUUUACCCGGUUUGUGUUUCAUUAUUAUUUGCGCAAAUUUCCAUGUGAUUUUGAAAUAUGUCAGUCUGAGUGCACUAUUGUAUAUUAUUGGGACCGUGCAAGUUCGGCACAGCGACCUCUAUUUCUACGCUCUGUACUUUUAUUCGCACUUUUAAUUAUAUUGGCCAAUUAUAUUAGUCCUGGUUGCUGGAUAAUUGUCAAGGCCAUAGUCCAAAAAAAUAAUAAGAAGAAAAAAUAAGAUGAAGGUUAUGUUGUGCAAACGUAAACAAUUGUAUGUAGUAAAUAAAAUUAGUUAUUAAAAUGCAGUACUGCAAGCAAAAUACAAUUAAUUAAAUUUACCUUUAUAUAAUAAUUGCAUAUCAUAUCAAUAUUGUGGAGCAAUAUAUAAUUUUUCUGCUUCAAUGACAGAAGGUAUGAAAUAUACGUCAAUUUGACAAUUUCAAUUGACAAUAUGAAUUAUUUAAGAUAGUUGCAAUAUUUCUACGCGACUCGCGCACGGUCGGUUCUCGUUUCCCUUCCAAGUACUUGCACACCGCGAAUAGUUAGCAUGACCAAUGCUCUUCUCGGAAGAUGUUUCAGUAUUAAUCCUGUUAUUAGGUCAAAUCCAGGUGCUUUGUGGUUAUUGCUUUUUUCUAUUUCUUGUUUAACUUUAUUAACUGUUAUUAGGAGCGUCAUAGGGCAAGCACUAUCCAGGAAGUCUCUUAUUAAGUUUCCAUCAUCAUUAUUCUCUACUUAGUGUUCUUUAAAAAUACCAGCUAAGUAUUCUGCAAAUGUUGAAGCUGUUUCCUGGUCUGAUCUUUUCCAAGUUCCAUCAUCUUUCUUAAUCGGCGAGUUGUGUUCUGUAGGUCUCUUUAAGUGUUUUGUUGCCUUCCAUAUUGAGUGAUCUUCUUUAGACAAGGUACUAAUGAAGUGUUCAAAUGUGGCAUUGCGUGCUUCAUUUAGAGCUGUUUUUAAUUGUCUGGUUAGUCGAUUAUAUUCGUGUUUGUCAUUAAUGUUGCGGCUUCUUUGCCAUCAACUAUUAGUUGUCGUAAUAUAUUCGGAGUGGUAUUUGUGUUUUCUUGCUUUGGAUUUGAUGGUGUAGCUCGAUAUGCAGCUUGCUGAAUUUGACAGGUGAAGUGGUUUAUAGCUUUAUCUAUGUCAUCUUUUUCUUUUAGUCUGAUUAUAAGAUUUAUAUUCGUGUCAAGCUGGUACUUGAAUUCACACCAAUUAGUUGUAGGGGAAGUCAACUUGGGUAUUUCAGGUCGUUUGAUUAUGUGGGUGCUGAUUGUUGCUAUGAUUGGUGUUUGGUCAGACGAGAGAUUCCAAUUUGCUUCUAUGUUUGUGUAGUUUUCUGCAAUUCCUUUUAGGAUGAAGAAGUCGAGUAGAUCUGCUAGCCUAUUUGUGUCGGACGGCCAGUACGUUGGUUGUCCCGUCGAUAAGUAGGUGCAGUUUGUGUUGUUGAUGGCAUCUAGUAGGCUUCUGCCUUUUGAUGUAAUGAGUCGUGAACCCCAAUUCGUAUACUUAGCAUUCCAAUCACCUCCAACAAUGAAUUUGUUACCUAGCUUGUUGAAUAGUUCUUCGUAUUCUUCAGUUGUGAUUCUAUGUCUAGUUUUAUGUCUAGGAGGGCUAUAUAUUGCAGCAAUUUCGAAGUUCCAAGGCCUGGCAUGAAGUAUUGUUGCUUGUAGCUUAUCUGUUUUAUGUUCCGGCAUUUGAAGAUGUUGUAUAUUGUUCCUUAUAAUUAUUGCAGAUCCUCCAUGGGCUGUUCCAUCUGGGUGACUAGUGUGGUAGACUGAGUAUCGAGGUAUUUUAAUCGCGCUUCUUUCUGUGAAAUGCGUUUCGGAUACAAAGAGGAUGUCUAUUUUGUUGUCCUCUAGGAAUUGGAUUACUUCUGCUUUAUGGUUUGCUAAACCAUUUGCGUUACACUUGGCUAUUAGUGGUAAGGAUCAUGCUGUUUUGAUUCAUUAGUUGGGUGAACAUUGCUUUAAAUUCGUUUAAGAAUAAGUUCAUCUGAGACCCUAUGUCAGCUACUUGAUUUCCUGCUCUUACUGCUUGGGCAUAGGAUUGAGUUCCAUUCUGUAGUCGGUACUGUGAUUGUUGACUCUGAUACUGUGAAGUUGGUGCUGGGUUAACAUUUUGAUGUUGGUUCUGAUUAUUAUGGGUUGACUGAUUUCCGCGUCGUCGAUUAUUUCUUACAUUUUGCAACAUUUUACAAGUCCUUGUAAAUUACGCAGCCUUUAUAGUUUGCAGUGUGUUCUCCGUUACACAGGGCACAUUUUGCUGGUGUAUUUCUGGGGUUUGUACAUUCUGGCGUUUUGUACAUUCUGGCGUUGGAUGACUUCCUCCACAUUUCACGCAUGCGUAAGGUCUUGUACAAUACGCUUUUGUGUGUCCAUAACGUUGACAGCGCUGACACUGUGUGAUAUUUUUCUUUCUGUGAGGAGGUUCAAAGCUGACUUUCAUAUUGCCGAUAUAAUCCAGUGUAUAAAUGUGUUUGUUGUUUUCUUUCGGAUCUAGGUCCACAUAGAACAUUGACAGUGGUGACUUAUUGACUCUGUGUAAGACGUUAAUGAUAUUACGGACAGUAUGCCCCGAUUUAGCUAGUUCACUUUUUAUUUCUUCAACUGGCAUCGUGUGGUGUAAAUUUCUUAUAACUACCCUAUAAGCUCUAUCUUGUUUUGCUUGGUAUGUGUGGUGAACUAUUUUGCUGCUAUUUAAAUGCUGUAUAAGUUUUCUAUAUAACUCAAUAGUUUUGGUGUUUAUUUUUAUUGUGUCAUUAGGGAGAGCUUUCGACUGGUAGUCUUCUGAUUUAAUGACUGUUGAUAGGUUUUCAGUAAUUUUUUUGAUAUCAUUUACCCCAUAGAUAAAUAUAGGUGGAGGUUUAUUAGGUGUUACUGGUGUGUUAUUACUAUCGGUUAAGUUUUCUAAUGGUUCAAAUCUGUUGUUUGUACUCACUUGCAUUGUUGUGUUAUCAUCUUUGGUGUUUGCUUUCCCUUUUUUUGUAAUUUUUGUGACUGUUUGCCAAUUGUGAACGUUUUCUAUGGUUUCGUCGCUUGAUUUGUUUCGUCGCCAUGACAACUUCCUCUUCACUGAUAAUGUAUUGGGAAGCAUUUGAUGUAUUUGGUUGAUCCAUUGGAGGGGCAGGGAGGUUUAGGUUAUAUUGGUGAUUAUUGUUUGGGAAUAGAGUAGGCGGGAUAUAUUGGUUUGUUAUCUGUUGGCUGCUCGGGAAUCCAUAGAAUGGGGGCUAUAUUACUGGAGGUUAUUGAGGCUGUGUAUAUAUUUGGGGCACAUUAUACAACCCCCCAUUUGGCACUUGAUUUUGGUGGUUCAUUUCCUUAAUAUAGUACACCACUGAGUUCAAAAUUAAUCACAUAGUCAUUUAGAAUUAAUCACUUAAAUCACUUAAUCACUUAAAUCGUUCCUAGUCCCGGCCGAUAGCCGAGACCGGCACAAAAACUUGGAACUUGGAUCUACGUCUCUUUCGCAAUGACUUAUUAUUAUUCCGUGAAUAAUGUGAAGAAUAAUUUUCAAUGUGUGGCUUAUCAAACUAAUUAAUGUGUAUUCAUCGUAUCUUUUUACCCGCUGUUUCUUCAUAAGUUACUAUAACUUCGGCCAUUCCGCAGCUAUUUCACCAGUGAUAUAUAUCGUUGCCGCCUACGAAAAGUAUAACUACAAAAAAUGCCGUUAAGAGUAGAACUUUCAACGAACGCCGCAAAAAAAUUUAUUUUCGAUUAUAUGAGAUUGUGAAGAUUAUAACACACUGCAAACACUACUUGAUAGUGUCGUUGAGAGUUGUAGCGAGCCAGGUCUGGAUCUGAACAUACGGAAAGCCAAAAUACUCGUAACAAGUAAACAGCAGCAUAUAAAACCGUCUAUACAGGGUGUCCCGAAAAGAUUGGUCAUAAAUUAUACCACAGAUUCUGGGGUCAAAAAUAUGUUGAUUGAACCUCACUUACCUAUAUACAAUAGUGCACACAAAAAAAGUUACAGCCAUUUGAAGUUACAAAAUGAAAAUCGAUUUUUUUUUCAUAUAUCGAAAACUCUCAGAGAUUUUUUAUUGAAAAUGGACAUGUGGCAUUUUUACGGCAGCAACAUCUUAAAAAAAAAUUAAGUAAAAUUCGUGCACCCCAUACAAAUUUUAUGGGGGUUUUGUUCCCUUAAACCCCCCCAAACUUUUGUGUACGUUCCAAUUAAAUUAUUAUUGUGGCACCAUUAGUUAAACACAUUUUUUAAAAACUUUUUUGCCUCUUAUUACUUUUUCGAUAAGCCAGUGUUUAUCGAGAUAUUUUGAAUAUUUGUCGAAUCCACCACAUAUUUGUAUAUGGUUAAGUACGGUUAUAGAGACCUGUUAAUAAUCUGAAAAUUUAUUUAUAAUUUACAUUUUUAGGUAUAUUUUGAAAAAGAAGCUACUUCUCGAUAAAAGGUGACUUAUGAACAAAAGAUUAAGAGGCAAAAGUUUUAAAAACACUAUGUUUAACUAAUGGUACCACAAUAAUAGUUUAAUUGGACCGUACACAAACAUUUGGGGGGUUUAAAGGAACAAAACCCCCAUAAAAUUUUUACGUAAAUAUAUUGAAAAAGAAGCCGCAUCUCAAUAAAAACUGGCUUAUCGAAAAAAUACUAAGAGGCAAAAAAGGUUUAAAAACGUUGUGUUUAACUAAUGGUACCACAAUAAUGAAUUAAUUGGAACGUACACAAAAGUUUGGGGGGGUUUAAGGGAACAAAAUCCCCAUAAAUUUUUUAUGGGGUGGACAAAUUUCACUAUAAUUUUGUUUUAAGAUGUUCCUGCCAUAAGAAUCAUACAUGUCCAUUUUCAAUAAAAAAUCUAAUAGUUUUCGACAUAUUGAAAAAAAUCGAUUUUCAUUUUGUAACUUCAAAGGGCUGUAACUUUUUUUGUGAGCACAUUUGUACUAAGGUAAGUUAGGUUCAAUCGAACUAUUUUUGACCCCAGAAUGUGUGGUAUAAUUUAUGACCAAUCUUUUAGGGACACCCUGUAUAUGUAAAUAAUACCAAACUUGAGCAAGUUGAUAAAAUCGUGUACCUUGGACAGCAACUAAAUUGUAACGCAGAAAGUCACUGCGAAAUUAGAUCUAGGAUAGAGCAGGCUAGAGCCGCUUUUAGAAGGAUGUCCAAGGUCUUAUGUAACAGAGACCUAAAAUCGGCAUUGAGAAUCCGCCUACUUCGCUGCUAUGUGUUCUCGGUCUUACUUUAUGGUGUCGAGUCCUGGACUGUAAAUAAAAUCGAUCUAAAUCGCCUUGAGGCUUUCGAAAUGUGGUGCUAUAGAAGCAUUUUAAAAGUUUCCUGGGUGGAGAAGAUUCGAAACUCCACAAUACUAGAACGUCUCAGCGAGACUACUGAGAUCAUAAAAAGCAUCAAGCAGAGAAAGCUGGAGUACUUCGGACAUGUAAUGAGAGGUCCCAAAUAUAGGUUGCUACAAAAUAUUAUGCAAGGAAAAAUAGCAGGCAAACGCAGUCCAGGACGAAGAAGAACCUCAUGGUUGAAGAACUUGCGAGAUUGGUAUGGGGUUGAUACAAGCAUGCUAUUCAGGGUGGCAGUGAAUAAAAUUAAGAUAGCUAUGAUGGUAACCAACGUUCUGAAAGGACAUGGUACAUGAAGAAGAAGAAGAAGAAGAAGAAGAAGAUUAUAAUCCCUAAUAAAGUGUUAGCGAAAAAAUUUAUUUUUUGAUGAGUAUCAGCAAAAAACAUCAUUUCUGUUUGUGGGUCCACGAAAAUUAUAAUUAGUAAAAAGUUCUCAGACAUAAUUGUUUUCGUCGACAAAAACAGAAAGGGAAAUAAUUGUUUUCGUCGGCAUCUAUUAUGAACUAAAUCCUUUCAUUGUAAAUGUUUUGGGAGUUAUAAUCUUCGCGGACGCGCAUAUAAAAAAUAUGUUACCGGUAAAGUUAAACAGGUAAUCCUAGGAUUACCCGGGUAAAGUAUGAAGUAUCUGCUAGGUUUUGGUAAAAUAAAUGCAAAUGCAAAGCUGCUGAAAAUAUUUGUAACUCCAAAUGCCACAGCAGCUUGUCUUGUUUUAACAAAUAAAUUAUAAAUUUCAUUUCUGCAGUAUUUAUAGUUUUACUUUCCUUACUUUUGUAAAAUGCGUUAUUUUCUUAAAUUAAGAUAUCUUUCAAAAAGUUACAGUCUUGCCAUUACUAGGAUAACGAAUUAAGCAUUUAACCACAAGCCCGCAAGUAGAAUGUGUUUUACCCGAGUAAAGCCCGAAAUUUGAAUUAUUUAAAUUGCUGGGACACUAGAAUCUAAUAUAUACACUAGAUAUGAUACGUUGUUGUGGGAAACCAUAUAUAGUUUAGUUUCACGAUUAGUAUAUUGUUUUAAGAAGUUGUCAAAUAAAUUAAUAAGAAAAGUCACACUUUCACGUUUCUCUCUCGGCAUAAAAUAUAAAUAAAACACACAAGAAAUUACAUUAUUGGCAUCCCUGGUUAAUUGAAAAACAUGCAGAACCUAAAGCUAGAGAGGGAAACAAUAAAAGGAUCCCUGAAAAAAGUUUUUAGAGAUAUUGAAGAGGUGAAUCCCAGUGACGAGAAAAGACUCCUGCAACAAGUUGAUGAUAAAGCAGAGCGAGUAUUUCUUCUAGACAACAGCAUAAAAGACAUUCUAUUUGCAGAAGAAACCAGCACGGAAACUAUUAGCAAGGAAUUAAAUGAUGAAGAGAACUUUCGUGACGAGGUAGGAAAAUUUAGAAUAGAAUGUGAAUACUUGAUCAAAAAUUUAAAAACUUUGAAAGAUCAAGAAAAUAAAGGUACAAAAAAUGAAAAACCUGUCAAAAAUUUACAUCUGCCAAAACUUGAAAUAAAGAAAUAUGAUGGAAAUGUCAAAAAUUGGAUAAAUUUUUGGGGCCAGUUUAGAAAAAUCGAUGAAGACGCAGACCUUCCAAACGAAGACAAGUUCCAAUACCUGAUCCAAUCAACAGAAGAUGGCACGCCAGCCAGAAGCCUUGUCGAAAGCUUCCCACCUUCCGCUGAAAAUUAUAAAAUAGCCAUUGACCAACUGAAAAAUAGAUUCGCAAGGGACGAAAUUUUAAUUGAGGUAUACGUUAGGGAGUUAUUAAAUUUAAUUCUAAAUCAACAAACCUCAAAGGAGGACCCAGGUAUGGCUUUAUCUACUUUGUAUGAUAGGUUGGAGACUCAGCUUAGGGCUUUGGGAACACUAGGUGUUACUAGCGACAAGUAUGCAGCGAUGCUUUUGCCACUUGUUGAAUCCGCGCUACCUUAUGAGUUGCUUAAAAUUUGGGAAAGAAAUAGGGCUUCUAAUAAUUUAAAAUUUAAUAAUGAGUUGCAGGGUCUACUAGAGUUCCUGAAAACAGAAGUGGAGGCCGAAGAGCGUGUAAAACUUGCUCAGUCUAGUUUCACAAUUCCAAAAAGUAUUGACGAUAAGUAUACUGUAGAAACCUUACAUACAGAGAGUUUAAAAACCAAGGGUUACGAGCAGACGCAGUGCCAUUACAAUGUCUGGAUACAUUUACAUGGAUUUUUGCUUAUUAAGGAGAGCUUACAAACAUCUCAUGAUUAUAACGAUCUCACGAGUUUGAUUUUCAGCUUGUCACAAAAGUUGUUCUGUCGAAGAUGCAAUUUUAAGCUUGCCCUUUUUUAUCGGAUCGACACUGAUGAAUAUACAAUAAAAAGACAAGAUUACAGAAUUAAAAAACAGAAAUAGUCUCUUGUGUUUCGAAAAAAAAAAGAAGCAUUGGCGAAUAGUAUUCAAAAUCUUGAUCUAUUCUAUAAAUGUAGUAAUGUACCCCCUAAAGUAUUGUUAAUAUUAAAUAUUGUGUAUGUUG